AUGGUAAAUAUUGAGGAGCGUAAAAAUAAAAAUAAUUUUAAUAAUGAAGGUUCUGUUACAUUUGGGGAUGUCAAUAAUGAUAAAAAAUCAUUUACAAGGCAUAACACUACUAGAGAAGAUUCCUGGUACUUAGAUAAGGAAUUUGAACAAAAGGAUAAUGAAGAUAAGAAAGAUAAAGAUUCCAUGAACAUCAAAACGUCAAUUUUACAUGUUGUUGUGGCACUUUUAUUAUUACUUCUUUUAUUAAGACUUAAUGGUGAAUAUUUUUCAAUGAAUACUAAAGAAACUAAAUUACCAACCACUGCUGAAGAUACUGGUAGAAAGAAUCCUAAAUUGAAUAGCUCUAAUAAUAAUGAAAAUGAACAAGUUGUAAAUAAUGAAGAAAUAUUAUUUAAUGAACUUUCAACUCAAUCUGUUAAUAUUAAAAAUGAUGUUUUUAAUGAGUAUGAUAAUAAAAAUGAAGAAGUGGAUGAUGCGUUAAUGCAAGAUGAUAAAAAACCUGUUAAUAGUAAACUUAAUUCUUCAAUUAAAGACAAUUUAAAAGAAGAAAAUUUAAAAUUAUCUACAACAACUAAUAGUGAUAUUAAUGAAUUAAAAUUUUUUGUUGAAACAAAAAGUUCUGAAAAUGAUGAAUCUUCAGAUUUUAAUAUUAAAAAAAUCUGA
Messenger RNA from Hepatospora eriocheir, 663 nucleotides. The record is from the annotation of a GenBank genome assembly. NCBI's taxonomy places the organism in Eukaryota, Fungi, Microsporidia, Hepatosporidae.